Pelagomonas calceolata is the source of this 2662-nucleotide messenger RNA. Lineage: Eukaryota; Pelagophyceae; Pelagomonadales; Pelagomonadaceae. The record is from the annotation of a GenBank genome assembly.
GUCGUUUUGCUGCUGCAUCGACUUGGCGUCCGUAUUCACGCAAGUAGAGCGUGAAAUACACACGCUGCGCUGGUCACUGCCGCAGCGCUGCCGCGUUUUCUCACUGAGACCCGAAAAAAACGGCUCUCGCGCGCGCGCCGACACAACAACCGCCACAGCUCCUGGCCUCCUAGCGCCGCCGCGGCCACGUUAGAGGACUCACACGUACAGCCACUGCUCCCACGCAAGAAGCGGACCACGCCCAGCGAUUAGCGAUGGGACGCUCGAAACCGACGGGCCGCAAGGCCACGACGGCCAAGAAGGGCGCCGCGCCGGGGCUUUCAAGACACUUCAGCGAGGAGCAGCUAGCGCCGCUGAAGGCGAAGAGCGCGCGCGCGCGCCGCGCCAAGUCGGACGAGCCGCUGAAGCUGGACGAAUUCAAGGGAAAGGCGUUCUUGUGGAGGAACAAGCACGGGAAGGUUGACGAGAAGAAGAUGGCGCCGCGCAAGGCCGUGGUCGACGCGGCCAUCGAGGACGGGCGGAAGAACGCCGGCAUCACGAAUAGCACGGAGCUCGCCAAUCACGUCUUCGAUAAGACCGGCUUUCUGAGGUGGCACCGCGGCAAGAACGUCGGCGCUGCUUUGGGCCACUACGUCACAGCCCAGUGCGCCGAGAAGGACCGCUCCAAGAAGGAAAAGCCGUGGUGGGACGGAGUCACGAACCUCGCGAAGGCGACGAAGGCCCAGCUCGUGGUUGUGGAAAGGGACGGCGAGGGCAAAGCGAUCACGGCCUGGUCGUGCCAGAAGAAGCACGUGCACUACCCGGCGGACUCGGGCCUCACAACGGCGCGCGGUUCGAUCGGCUUCUCCGUCGAGAAGUACGGAGAAGCGGGCGCGACGCUGUUAGCUUUUGAGGAGUCGCAGUCGGCGCUGGGCCUGCUCAAGAAGUUCAAGAAGCAGGUCAGCAAGCUGCGAUCAUCGGCGCAGAAACCGAAGCUCGACGCGCCUUCUCCGAGAGACGUCGCGUUCCGCUUCGCCGACGACGUCUGCUCGACGACUCUUCCCCACGCAGGCCGAAGAAGGUGCGGGAAGACAUCGCGGCGCGCAAGGCGUCGGGCGGCGCCGUCGCGCAGAAGAAUGGCCGCGCGUCGACGAACAUCGAGGCGGGCAUUCAGCGCGUGGAGGUCCGCGGCGUGACGAAGCUCCGCGUGCGGUACGGGCCGAGGGGUGCGUUGACGCACGAGGACUUCCCCGACACGGCCGACGGCCUGUGCGAGGCGCGCGCGUUCGUCUACGCGAACCUGCCCCUCGCGGUGCGCCGCGCGCAAAACGCGGCGAACCUCGAGGUGCUGCCCCUCGCCGAGUCGCUCGACGAGCUGCCCUACCGGCAGGAGGACUUCGUGGCGGCCCACGCGGGCACGGCGACGCCGCCGGCGGUCGGGGACGCGGCGUCGCUGCGCGCCGCGCGGCUGAAGCGGCGCGGCGCGUCCAAAGGCGCCGCCGACGGCGGCGACGACGUCGACGACGCGCCGCCGCCGUCGAAGCGACAUGCGGCCGGCGACACGUGCGUGCCCGCGGAAGAAGCGCGCGCCGAUGACGCCGACGACGCGCCCUCGGCCUUCGGCUUCGGCGACGACGACGACGCGGCCGCGCCGGAGCCGUCGUCGGAGCCGUCGUCGAAGCGCCGCAAGGGCGCGGACGGCGUCGCGCUUAGCGUUAAGCCGGGCGUCGCCGAAGUUCUGGACCAGCUCCGUACGGCGGACGCCGUGGCCGCGAACGAGUGGCUGGCGGAGCAGGGCCUGACGUCCGUGCAUCAGGUCGCCGAGCUCCGAAACAACGCGCGCCACAUCGAAGCGUUCCUGGACGCGGCGAAGGUGUCCGGCGACGCGGCGCGGGAGUUGGCCGCCCAGAGGAUCCGCGACCUAGCGACGGCCGCCGCGCCGAGCGACGAUAGGGCCGUCGACGACGCUCCGGCGGCGGUGCCGCCGCCCGCGCGGUCGGCCAAGCGCGGGCGGUCCGGCGCGAACGGCGGCGCUGCGUCCAUGGCCGGCGCCGCGUCGCUAACGCCGCGACUGUCGCGCGUCGAUCCCCAGCAAGACAAGUAUCGUGCCGGCCUCGACGCCAGCAAGCGCAAGCCGCAGGUCGCGCUCGCGCCUACGUUGAAGGACGAGGAGAUGCUCCACCGGAUCACUUUAUUAGGGCAGGGCAUCGCCGACGCCCAUAGCUACGUCUUAUCUUAUCCGGCUUCUCGGGAGCAGUGCGUCGGCAUGUGCAACCCCGACGCGCGGCUCCGCCGCAUCCACUUGGCUUCGUUCGACCGGCCGAUAGAAGACCGUCUGGAGUUCAUCAACGAGUGCGUCUGGGUCAACGACGACGGCGCGCUCGGUCGGGACCUUCUCUGCCGAGAGUACGGGAUUCCCGAGGCGGUCGGCCUGACCGACGCCCAGUUCGCCGCGCUCGGGGGGCUCUGGACCAUCGACGGGAUGUGGAACAAGAUCGAGCUGCCUCUCGAGGCGCUCGUCCUGCGCCCCAUGACGGCGCAUUUACGCUGGAUGUACGAAGGCUCGACGACGAUGAAGGAGGAGGUCAAGCGCUACUACGGCGCGCCGCGCUUCAAGAUCGCGACGCGGUCCGCGUCGCGCGCCACUACGAAGGCCAAGGAGCUCGAGCAGGCGUGCCUGUAG